AUUAAAUACAAACAACUGUCAGCCCUUAAAAUAAUAAUAAUAAUAAACAGCCCACCUCAUGCUGUAUUGUCAGAAAUUUUCCUCUAUAAAUUAACAAACUAUGCCUCCGAGCACAAUAUCACUUUCACCGGCUUCCUCCAUGUCCAUCAACAUUAACUCCCGCCGCCGCCUCCAAACCGGUUUCGCCGGCGAACCCCUUUCCUCCGGCGAACCCACCGGAAACAGCAUCGGCGUUGAAUUUAUAUCGAUCAUCGCCGUUCUUCUCUCCUUCGUCAUCUUCGCGCUCCUUCUGGACUUCAUCGUUCGCUGCGUGGUUCGCUGCUUCCACCACGUCUCCGGUCCGAUCAACCUCGAUGGGGCAACGGACGAGAUCCGUAAGCUGCCUAUCGCAAUCCACGGCUCGGAUUGCUCGAUCUGUCUGAACCAAAUCGAAACGGGCGAGCGGGUCCGGUUUAUGCCGAACUGCGGCCACGGCUUCCAUGUGGAAUGCCUGGAUCGGUGGCUGGCGGUCCGGCCGUCGUGCCCGACAUGCCGGAAAGCGCCUUUUGCUGUCAGAACGGAAAGUACGGAGAGUGCUGAGCUGGAUGAGGUGGUUUUUAAAGCUUUGAAACGGAAAUUAGGGCUGUAGCCCGUAGAGGACGAUGGUAGAGAGAGUUGAGAAGACCCGUGCCUGUUUUCGUAUAGUUUUAAAUUUAGAUUUCUUUGUUUUUUAGAUAUAGUUUUAAUUGUUAAUAAAAGGUAAAUUGGCAGCAAGCAAAUAUCAUUACGUCCAAAUAGAAUUGUGAACUGU
Molecule: messenger RNA, 790 nt
Organism: Phalaenopsis equestris
Lineage: Eukaryota; Viridiplantae; Streptophyta; Magnoliopsida; Asparagales; Orchidaceae
Product: RING-H2 finger protein ATL74-like
Exons: 1
Coding region: 101-628 (175 amino acids)
Source: RefSeq, a predicted model, not a curated record